AUGGCACGACCUCGCAAGCACUGGAUCGUAACCCGCACAAGCGAAUACACGCCUAAUGGCGUCCUUCAGGUUGGCCAAAUCCUGGCAGACCCUUUCGAUCCUGCCAGUGCCCUCCAUCCAGGUGGCCCGCUCCGGGUUCCUCCCGGCGUGACCAUCGAGCAUUCCGUGGCUAGAGACGUCACGAUCUCGCAAGCACAUGAAGCAUCGGCCGUGUUCGAGAUUCAUUGCAGGCUGAGUGGUGUCCUAGCCGGCCUGGGCAGUGACACAACCAUGCAAAACGCCCAGGGCCAGAACUUUCAAUUCCAAGAAGUGCUCACCAGAAUCAUAACACCUUCUAAUGAGUACGUUGACCAGUCUUUGCGCCACGGCGACGUCCCGAGAAAACUGAAAGGCCGCCUGCCGCACAUCGGGAGGCUAUACAUGGUCACUGGUGUGCGCGUGGCAAAGGGCGCGUGGAUGAGGAGUGCCUCUACGCAAAAUGUGACGGCUUCUGCCAAUGCCAAUCUGGAUUUGGCGGGCUCCUCUGUCCCAGUCCAGUUGGGAGUGAACGCUGAAGCCGGUCGGAGGACUUCUGAACACAAUCAGCUUACCCCUGUAUCGGAUCAUGUAUAUGCAUAUCGACUGCACAGGAUCUUUUACUUUGGGACAAGCACAACGAAGCCCCGGCCAUACCUCCAGGGACACGUCUGCUCAUAUGACGACAAGCUACAGGCCCAAACAUACGCAUCAGACAGUGAAGCAGAAGGCGAUUAUGACGACUUUGAGCUAAUGUAUCUCGAUGAGAGGGACUAUGAUGGCGAGGACGACGAAAAUGUUGCCGAGGUGGCUGUGCCAGGAUUUAGUUAUGUCUUUGUGUUGACGGGUGAACGUCAAGUUUGA
This is a messenger RNA of Pochonia chlamydosporia 170, 879 nucleotides long. RefSeq lists its product as hypothetical. Lineage: Eukaryota; Fungi; Ascomycota; Sordariomycetes; Hypocreales; Clavicipitaceae. The record is from RefSeq and is a predicted model, not a curated record. The transcript has a single exon. Bases 1 to 879 code for a protein of 292 amino acids.